Molecule: messenger RNA, 132 nt
Organism: Iphiclides podalirius (scarce swallowtail)
Lineage: Eukaryota; Metazoa; Arthropoda; Insecta; Lepidoptera; Papilionidae
Source: the annotation of a GenBank genome assembly
AUGGCAACUAUAACCCUGACCAACACGACUUAUCGGCCACUGCUGCUGACGAGACAGCAACGGGUUUUUCAUAGGACAAAAUGGACCAAGUUCUCAUUUCGACCGACUUCAAAAAAGGAGAAAACUCUCAAC